UAGCACGAAGCUGCAAUACCGACUAGACAUCGCCUAGCUGUCUACUUCAGAGGUAUUGAUUAUCCAGGGAGGCGUUUUGGGCUCUUCCCGCAAUUUUCCCCCGAGAUUAUCCACAACCAGUUUUGCUCCAUAGCCUUCACAAUGCGGUCUCUUCCUGCUUGCAUGACCGUCUCCUUCACCAUCUUCAGCUAUGUCACCUAGCUAUACAUAGCCUGGACAUGCAUUGCAGAUCGAUGAUACCAAUCAGAUCAUCCAAACUUUGCGUGAUCCAGCCAAAGGGUACCUUCUUGACAGCCACCUACGUUAUAGCCUCAGCCUUGCUGCAGCGCGACAAGUUAAGAAAGGGCUCUGCCUCGAGGAAAUUCUCUUUCAAACUACCUCGGCCUGUCUCCUCUUACGUACAGCGAUGGAUCCUGAACUCGGGCGAUCCUCUCAAGCUCCUCUCUUGCCGCCUUUGGCACAGGACCUAGGCGAUUUUGUUGAUUCUAUUCCGCUUUUGCAUAUAUCGAGGGGUACGGAUGCACCCUAUACUCCCGAGGAGAGUGGCUCAAUACUUGGCGCCACCAAUCUUACAUCUGAGAGAGAAAGUGCAGAGAUGGAGACCAUUCCAUUGCAACCACAAAAAGACCCGGACCAUGGCAUAUCUCGUCGCUCCUCCAUCGCGAUAUCGACCACCUCUUCAGAUGAUCAGCGACAACCGCCGUCUUUCUUCACACGUGUGUUCAAGGGUCUCUCAGAUACCACUCGAUCAGUUGAUAACAAAAUCGCACUUUGGAUCAGACAAAGUCGAUUCCAUGGAUGGCGAAUGGGGGUCCUGUUUGGAUGUUGCACGUCUACGUUCGUCCUCUGUUGCAAUAUCGCCAUGAUUGUCGUAGGAUCGACCGUACAUUCGGGGUACAAUUCCGACGGCGUCGCUGACUUAAUUGUUGGCGAUGAAGCGACCAUUUCGCGAUGGAAUACCUCCUUGCAUGUGCUCAUCAACGUGCUCAGUACGAUGCUACUUGCCGGGAGCAACUACACCAUGCAAGUAUUAAGUGCUCCUACUCGAAAGGACGUUGAUGUAGCCCACGCUAAAGGCCAGUGGCUCGACAUCGGUCUUCUCAGCACCCGCAACUUACGGGCGAUUCCUCGCCACCGUGUAGUGCUAUGGGUCGCACUAGCAUUAUCAUCGAUUCCUCUGCACCUCUUUUACAACGCUUCAGUUUUCAAGGUCGUGACUUCGGUCGACUUCAACGCCUUUACGUUAGCCGCUGGAUCUGAUAAAUGGGAGCAGAUUAGAUCGAUCACAGAUAAUGACACAUUUUCUGGCACGUACUCGAGACUCACUAAUGAUCAAUGGAGUAAUGUGUACAAUAGAGAGCACGUGUCGGGGCAUGGGGACUUGUACCUUACAAUUGAUCUUCUGGCCUUCGACACGUCACAGAUUCUCACGGAUAUGACAUUACAAGAUGUUGACACCCUACGCAGGUUUGGGAUCGAGCAGGAAAUGACAUGGGCAAUCUCACACGAACAGUACCCAUUACCCGGCUGGAUAUACUUCAAACCGGUACACUCCAUGUAUGAACCCGGAUAUAAUGAGCCAUUACAGUGCUAUGCUCAUGUGGCAUAUGCCUUUUCACAGAAGAAAGACGAUCUAUCAAGUCGCGUACGAGUCAGCCUUUACUUCAUGGUCACCGUAAUCGUGUUCAACAUCCUGAAGUUGAGCAUCAUGGCUUCUGUCCUUAUUACAGAUAGAUCAGCGUACCUCGUCACCAUAGGGGAUGCCGCGGCCUCCUUCUUAAAGCGUAUUGAUCCAAGUACUACCGGGAAAUGCAUGCUGGGUAGGGAAGAGAUGCUACUUAGUAUGGGACAUCCUUCAAGUCACCCUAUAUCUAGCACGGAGGAGAAAGAAGACCUCACUUUGCGAAUGGGUGGCAUGUGGCUUCCACGCCCCAGAUAUUAUUUCUUUGCCGUAACUCGAAAUGGAAAGGUAUUCUACACGAUCAUGGUGUUAUGUAUCAUCAUGGUACCUGGGUUUUAUCCGUUGUACGCCACACCAGCUAGCUCCUGGUCCUGGGGAGCUUCGUCCCAAUAUUACCUUCCUUUCAGCGAUGGUAACAUGACAGCUGCGGCAACUCUGAAGAAUGCUUGGUUCGCUAACGCGCCGCAACUUCUCCUUUCUUUCAGCUAUCUGGCCAUCAACACUAUCUGCACUUCCAUGGCUGGCACACUAGAAUGGAACAAUCUUGCAAAUUUCAGGAAGGGCCUAAGAGUCACACAAUCUCAUGGCAGUCAACGGAGUACCUAUUUCUUACAGCUCCCAUAUAGGUGGAGUCUUCCCCUCAUAAUCACUAGCGGCACCCUCCAUUGGUUAUUAUCGCAAACAUUUUUCCUCGUUCGCGUCGAUUUCUUUGAUAGUCAAGGGAAAAUGCUUGAGCACAAAUCAAAAUCGGCGUGUGGCUUCUCAACACUUAGCCUUUUCGUGUUGCUCAGCGCGUUCUUGAUUUUGCUCUGCACUGUAGGAUGGAUCGGUUUCAGAAAUAUGUCGAUGAAAGCGCCCAUCAUUGCAUCUUGCAGUCUUGCUAUAAGCGCCGCAUGCCACCCUCCACCUAAUGAGAUCGAUCCGCAUCUGGCAAAGGUGAGAUGGGGAGUAGUCCAGCACGAAGUGGUAGAAGGGUUUGGACAUUGUUCUCUCUCGUCGAAAUCGGUCAAAAAACCUGAAGUAGGAAAGACAUACCAUUGACGGGUAACUGUAGAUUGGCAUUUCGAGAUGAAAGCUACUGUUCUCUAUGUUUGUUCCGAGUAAUGAAGCCGGUACAAAAUAUGCGUAGCAAACUUCCUUUGCUGCUUUUCAUCAUGUGUUAUAGCUUUUACGACAUGCCAACUACGAGCUUGAUUCACUUGCUUCACAAAGAAUUGGGGUUCUGCUAGCUUUUGAGCCCAGUAAGUCUUCGUCCCUUGGAUAUACACAUGGUCGUAUU
Molecule: messenger RNA, 2960 nt
Organism: Cucurbitaria berberidis CBS 394.84
Lineage: Eukaryota; Fungi; Ascomycota; Dothideomycetes; Pleosporales; Cucurbitariaceae
Exons: 4
Coding region: 407-2722 (771 amino acids)
Source: RefSeq, a predicted model, not a curated record